Venturia canescens is the source of this 5031-nucleotide messenger RNA. RefSeq lists its product as uncharacterized. The transcript is spliced from 13 exons. Lineage: Eukaryota; Metazoa; Arthropoda; Insecta; Hymenoptera; Ichneumonidae. The coding region runs from base 326 to 4135 and encodes 1269 amino acids. The record is from RefSeq and is a predicted model, not a curated record. Gene Ontology annotation, molecular function: RNA binding.
UCCCGGAUUUUUCUCUCGUUUACCACAAUACUUCCGGCACUCACAGUUCGACAGAGUUUCAAGUCGGGAGACCAACCUUCCGUUUUCCAUCGCAGCUUCGUCGUAGUAGGAAGACUCGAAAUACGGGGCAUUGUUCAUUGUUCCUUUGUGCACGUGUUCGAAAAGAAAUUAUCCUCAAACCGGUUUAAAAAGGACAUAUUUUCAUUAAUAUCCUGAAAUACCUAAAAAAUCGAAUUCACUCGAAAGACAAACAAUUUUUUUCGUUUCGCAUAAUCGUUAACAUUUUUUCGCUCGAAUAGAUCGUUUUUUAUUUCUGUAUGAAGCAAUGACAUACCAGGAACCAACGUUAGGCAAUCGCAGAGAUGACGAUCUCUACACGAUUUACGUGAACAACUUGCCCGCAGAAUUGAACGAGGAUGGAAUUGCCCAAAUUUUCAAUACUUAUGGCAAAGUGUGUGAUCUUUUCACACCUUCCAAUGGCCAAUGGGCUUACAUCAGUUACAAGUCGUACAAAGAAGCGGAACAUGCCAUCCGAUCGCUCAACGAACAAAGUCCUCUUUACUUGAAUGUUGCGUUUCGAAAAAAAGCUUCGAAACCCGCAAAUAAAAACCCUCCUCCUCCGGCUCAGGAGAAUGGCACAUCUAUAGAUCAAAGAGAAAGCAGAUACAUUGAGAACAUACAACCCCCCGAAGACAAUGGUCAGUAUCCUAAGAUGGUACCCCAGCUUUUGGCAAUGAAGAUGGCUAAUUUGUGCCAUGACCCUAGCGUGGAUAUGAAUUCAGUUUACCCAACUGAGUUAGACCAUAACUUCUACAAUCCCUUUGAGCAGCCAGGCCGUUAUGCCAGCACAAACGCUAUGUGGUCCAGGGGCUGUGUAAGCAUCGACGAAUACGGCAGAAGAUCUGUUACCAGAGGUCGCGGAUAUACGAAUUAUCCAGUUGCUGAGGUCCCCUAUGUCCCCAUUCAUAACCCACUUGAACGAGUCUACGAGAACCGACGACCAGGUUAUUAUCAGUACGGGAACGACAGAUUAGAGCAUGGAAUAGGCAAGUGUCAAUUUUGCCUUCACUCUGCGAAACUUCGAUGCGCGAGAUGCGACGCUUACUAUUGUUCUCAAAAAUGUCAACUUCGAGAUUGGCCGCAUCACAGAAUGGAGUGUGUUAAAAUUCCGCCUCUCAUUGACGAUUCGGUCACACCAAUUCCGCAGACGCCUGAAGUCGCCCGAGUCGUUACGUACGUUCCGCAAGAUGAGCCGGCACCCAUACCGCGAAAACCUCGUGCAACGAUAGAUAUCGGUACGCUCGGAGGACUUCGUCGUCCUAGGAAGUUUGGAACAAGAAAUUCCGUCGAUCCACUUAGUAUGGAAGAACAAGGGAAAAUUCCGCAAGUAAUUGGCAACGGUAAUAGCAGUGUCGCGCAGCUCGAAAAUGUUCCCACCGAAGGUACUCCCAUAGAGGAAACUGUACAAAGUUCAGAACCAUCCAAGUACGGCAGCAGUAACCACCAAGAACAAAAAGAGCACAAAUCCGUAGAGGUCGAUACGAACAAAAAGAUUUCUACAGAUCCCGGGAAAGUUGAUCGCAAAAAUGUACCGGCAAAUAAUCCAUCGAUAAAAACGUGUGCCAAGACCGCCAACGGAAAUGCGUUGAACUGCUCGAUCAAUAAAUCCAUAACGGAUUAUGAAAAAACUGAGCGUGAUCUUGCCUUUAAAAAAGAUGUUCGAGUUCCAGCAAAGUUGAACAAUCCAGCAGUGACACCGACACCGGUUGAAAAACCACACAUCGAACAAUGCAACGCUAAAUCAAUCGUUCAAAGAACCAAGACAACCAGCUGUAUUUCACGAGAUAAAUUCGAAGAUGUUCGCGUUGUCUUUACCUUACCGGAUAAGACUUUCUGGGUCAACAAAUGUGAAGAUGUAAUGAAACUUGAAUCAUUAAUGUUGGGACUGACCACGAAGGCUGUUAAUUAUCCUAAAGCUGAGAAUAUCAUUGUUGGCGAGAUGUAUGCCGUCCAAUACGAAGGACUUUGGCACCGAGCUGUGGUUCUAUCCAAGACACCGGAUUUGAUAAUAUCAUACGUUGAUUUUGGCAACGAAGAACCCCCGCAAUCCCAUGAUUUUCGUUUGUUAAUGGAUUUCAUUGAUUGUCCCAAUUUAGCACUUCGUUUGCGCUUGUCGCCAAAUUCUGACCACAAGGAUCUCUCUCCGGACGAGGUCUUAUCCGUAAAAAUGAUUGGCGUUAACGAACAAGGCAUUAUCGACGUAAUCGAUCACGAAGAGACACUUUCACCACCACCAAAAACUGAACCGAGUUCGACCCUCGAACAAGUUGUCCAAAAGGAUAUUGCUGAGCCAAUGAAAAUUCCUGAUACCGCGGCAGUACGAGUUACCGAAAAAUCAGUUUCAAAUUUGGCUACAGCGAUCGAUUGCCUGAAAGCAAACGGCGAUGGCUACCUGCAAGUCUACGUAGCCCUCGACCACACUCGUUACGCCGUCGGCGUUUUGUCCCCUGAUUUAAUGGUUGAAUACGAGAUGAUCUACGAAAAAUUAACAGACGUUUGUAACCAGAGUGAAAAACUUCGAAAUUUUAGUCCGGAAAUCGGUUCUUUCGUUUGCGGCAAACGCGGUGACGUUUGGUUACGCGGUCACGUGGUCUCUCUCGGCCCACCGAUUCGUUUGUCUCUCGUUGAUGAAGCAAGAGUCUCGCAGGUGGAGGAAAUAGUUCCAAUGCCUCACGAAUAUGAGAAAAUUCGUUGCUUCGGCUCGAUUGUUACCCUUGAAAACGCCAAUUUGAAGUUCGCCGAUAACGAAACUGCACAAUUUACAAUAACCGAAAUUACAAACGAGGGAAACGAAAGAAUCGUAAAAGGAAUUCUCUCAGUGCCGGAACACAUGAAAGGCACGAGGUUCUCCAUGAGAAAUUGGAAACCUACACCCGAACAAAUGGGCAUCGCCGUUGAUGAACUCAAAAACAACUGCGAGGUUUACAUCUCAGCCUACCGAAACGAAAGAUCUCUCUACGUCCGUUCUCUCGAUGUCCAAUCUCUGGAACACUGUCAGCGUAUAACUCAAAAUAUUGCCAAAUGGGCUCAAAAAGCUCCCAAACUCGAGCAACCUCCGAUAAUCGGUCAAUGUGUGAUUGCCAAAUUCGUCGAUGGUAAUUACUACCGAGCCAUCGUCACCAAAGUCCACGAUGGUAAAAUUGAAGUUUCCUACGUCGAUUUUGGCAAUAACGAAACGACAACAAUCGAGCAACUGAGAGUGAUAUCGGACGAACUGAAACAGCCAAAAUCUUGCGCCUGGCAAGUUCUUUUGAAGGACAUUACCGAGGGUGUACCACCGACUAAAGAAGUUCAUCAAUACUUGGAUGUCUUGGUUGGCACGGAACAACCGUUGAUUUGCAGUUUUGAAGGAAUUCCAUCCAAAGAUGGAGUUGUAUUGACUGCAGCAAACGGCGAGUGCGUCAACGAAAAAGUAAACACGUAUCUAAAGCCGAACUGGCAGCGGGAAGAUCCCUCCAAAAAUCUCGAGUGUUUCAUGAUUGAUAAUCUCGAAGUCGCUCCUCUCGGAGAAGUAGGCCAGACCGUAAAGGUUCUGCCUCUCUUCGCGCCUGAGCCGCCUUUCAAAUAUGUCAUGGCUCCGUUCGACCAGGAACUCAUAACUCACAUAACAGGAAUAAUGCCUGGAUCGCUCCAAAAAUAUUGCGAAUCAACGGAAGCUCAUUACAUUCCGAGGGCGGAAGAGCUUUGUCUGGCCGUCUGGGAUGGUGCUUGGUAUCGUGGGGUUUGUUUGAAUCGUAGCGAAACACCAACUCAAGCGCUCAUCUAUUUCGUCGACUAUGGAAAUACGGCCGUUGUGAAUCAUAAGAAUAUUAGACAAAUGACCAAAGAUUUUAUGUCUCCAGCCGCUUUAGGCAUUUCCUGCGUUGUCAAAAAUCUCGGAGUACCUGUGGUGAAUGGACGAGUACCGGGAAACAUAAUGGAAAGACUCGAACAGCUUGUACCGGUUAACGGUCUCGUUGAAGUGAAAAUACUGAGAAAAGCUUCGCCGGACGACCAAGUUCCAUUACCUGGCGAUUACGAGAUCGAACUACCGACUGUGCGAGCUCAGCUGGUAGCGGAAGGCCUCGUUAAAUAAUCAAUAGAACGAGCCAGUUUUUUACUUUGAAAUAUUGACCAAUUCGAUCAUUGAAGUUUUUUUAUUUUUUUAUAUCUGACAAGAAGUGACCACACCGAAGUAAUCAUUUUGCCGAACUCAUUAAUUUUACCGAAAAACUACUUAUCACAAAAAAGUGGCUUGAAACGGCUCAAUUAAGUUUCUAUUUAUUUAAAUUUUUUUCUUCCAAUGUAGUUCCGCAAAACUUCAUGACACAUACUUUAGAAAAGUAUGAACGAUGCAGGAGUUUUUAUAUUUUUGGUAGGAAACGGAAUUUUACGCUUGUUGCGUUUCAAAAAUGGCACUGACAGCUUUUAGUUCAUUUACGGAGAAAUAUUAUUAUUUUAGUGUAGGUCCAGUGCUGAAAACAAGAUAUUUUUUUGUUUUUGUUUUUUUUUUUAAGUUCCUACGAAGUUAAGAGGGAAAUGAGUUACCCAAUACAAAAUUCACAAAGUCAAGAGAAUAUCAUGAGGUAUUUGAAAGAAGAAAUAAAACUAAAGAUUUUAUCGAUGAAAUGCCGAAAUCUCUAAUCGAAUUCGAUCAUUUGGCUACAAACACAAGCCUGGGGAAAGACUGGCAUUUCAAUGAUGAAAAAAAUAUUUUUUUACGUAUGACUAAGUGAAAAAAAGAUAGUGUAAUCUCGAUUUAAUAUAGAUUAAUAGAAGUAUUGAGUUGUUAACGAAUCAAUGGUAAUUAAUAAUCACAAAAGAUUCCAUAAUGAUCCAAUCACAAAUAAAAUAUUUUGUUUAAUGACAUCUCAAACCCCUGAAAAAAAAAUCCUUUUAUCUGUGGGUUUUGAAUAUGGAUUGUCGUUUCUGUCAUAGAAACACGGAAUCGCUGUUAAAAAGAAUAAAACAAUAAAACUUCAUUUUUUCAUA